Molecule: messenger RNA, 2818 nt
Organism: Tachyglossus aculeatus (Australian echidna)
Lineage: Eukaryota; Metazoa; Chordata; Mammalia; Monotremata; Tachyglossidae
Gene: TPX2
Product: TPX2 microtubule nucleation factor
Exons: 16
Coding region: 226-2427 (733 amino acids)
Biological process (GO): regulation of mitotic spindle organization; activation of protein kinase activity
Cellular component (GO): microtubule; spindle
Source: RefSeq, a predicted model, not a curated record
GAAAGAGGAGGCGGCGGCCAGAAGAGUGGAGGCCGAGGGAGAGGAGGCCGGCGGAGAGGGAGGCUGACGGGAAAGGAGGCCGACGGAGAGGGAGGCUGACGGGAAAGGAGGUCGACGGAGAAGGAGGCUGACGGGAAAGGAGGUCGACGGAGAGGGAGCCUGACGGGAAAAGAGGCCGGCGGAGAGGGAGGCCGACAGAGAAAGAGGCCGGCGGCGGGGCCGAGGAUGGCGCAAAGAGAGGAGUCGUACACCUUCGACGCCCCCAGCGCCUUCAUCAACUUCACGGCCCUGGACGAGGACGGCGGGCCCCAUGACGACACGUGGUUCGACCAGAAGGACAACCAGGAGAACGCCCCCCUGGCCCAGCCCACCAUCCGGCUCCCGACGGCCAGGACCCCGCUGAGGAUGGCAAACCUCCCCCAAGCCAUCGUCACCCCCCUGCUCAAGUCGGAGGACGUCCCCCACACCGGGAAGAAGGAGGCAGUGGCGUCCAGACCAGUCCUCACAAACAUCUGCGAGUCGCUGGAGGCCUGGAGGGUCACGGCUAAGGGCGUCCCCGGCCCGGGGGGCCAGCCGCGGAGGACGUCGAAGCGCCUGUCGGCCCAGAAGAGACCGGAGAGGCCGCGCUGCCCGUCCGGUCCCCGGCCCUCGGCCACGCCCGACGCCAAUCACCGCGUGCCGCCCUCCAAGAAGAGGAAGAUCUCGAACAGCAGAGGCAAAGCAACGGGAAGCAACUCGCAAGGCGGCAAGGCGGGCGAGCCUCCUCUCUUGAGGAAGAAGGUGGUAAAGAGCACGGAGGAGCAGGAGCUGGAGACGAGGAUGAGGAUGCAGCAGGAGGUGAUGGAGAUGAGGAGAAAGAACGAAGAGUCCCUCAAAGCCGCCCUGGCCGGAGCGGGGAAGCCGGUGAAGAAGACGUCCGGCCACGUGACCAAGACGGUGGAUUUCCACUUCUGCACGGACCAGCGGGUCAAGGCCCCGCCGGCCGACAGCCAGGAGCCCUACAGGGAGACCAGCUUCACCUCCCACCUCAGGAAGCACCCCCCGUCCCCGGUCCAGGGAUGCAAAGGCCCCACGGUCCCGAAGCCUUUCAACCUGUCGCGGGGCAAGAAGCGUCAGCUGGAGGAGGCGGGGGCGGGGGGCACCGGGGGUCCGGGCUACGUGCCCCUGGCCCAGCAGAUCGAGGCCUUCCAGCGGCGGACCCCGACCCGCUAUCACCUCCGCAGCAAGAAGGACAACGACGUCGUGUUACCUACCAAGCCGAGCGUCUCCAAGCUGACCCAGCCACGGACCCCCAGCUUCCAGACCAAGGGGCGUCUAAGACCCCCCACCUGCAAGAGCGCCGCCCAACUCGAGGCCGAGGAGCUGGAGAAGCUGCAGCAGUACAAGUUCAAAGCCCGGGAGGUGGACCCCCGGAUCCUGGAGGGGGGCCCGAUCCUGCCCAAGAAGCCCCCCGUCAAGCCCCCCACCCAGCCCGUGGGCUUCGACUUGGAGAUCGAGCGGAGGAUCCAGGAGCGGGAGGGGAAGAAGCCGGCGGAGGAGGAGGAAGAGGAGGCGGCGGCCUUUGAGUUCCACCCCAGGCCCUGCCCCACCAAAAUCCUGGAGGACGUCGUGGGCGUUCCCCAGAAGAGACAGCUGCCCAUCACCGUGCCCAAAUCCCCUGCCUUCGCGCUGAAGAACCGCAUGAGGGGCAUCGCUCGAGAUGAGGACGAGAAGGAAGAGGAAGCCCCCCUCAGAGCGCGCCCGGUGCCCCACUACGGGGUGCCCUUCAAGCCCACCGCCCCGGAGCCGCGGGGCCUGGACGUCCGCCCCUUCUCCUUCGACGCCCGCGACCGGGAGAGGCAGCUGCACAAAGAGAGGAUGAUGGAGGAGAUGCGACGGGAGGAGGAGCAGGUGCCCAAGUUUAAGGCCCACCCCGUGCCGGCCUUCGACACGGUGGUCCUCCCCGAGAAGAAGGUGAAGACCGCCACCCAGUUGGAGCCCUUCCGCCUGCAAACCGACGAGCGGGGCGCCGUCAAGGCCGAGACGUGGAAGCAGCAGCUGGAGGAAGACCUGAGGCAGCAGAAAGAAGCGGCCUGCUUCAAGGCCCGCCCAAACACUAUCAUCCACCAGGAGCCCUUCGUCCCCAAGAGGGACAGCAAACUGGCCACAGCCCAGGACGGCUUCGAGCUGGCCACGGAGAAGAGGGCCCGCGAGCGGCAGGAGUUCGAGAAGCAGGUGGCGGAGCUGGAGGCCCAGCGGGCCCAGCAGCAGGAGCAGGAACGCCAACGCCAGGAGGACGACAGGAGGGAGGCCCUGGCCAAGCUCAGGCAGGACACGGUGCACAAAGCCAACCCCAUCCGCAAGUACCGGAGCGUGGACGUGAAGCCCAGCGACCAGCCGCUCACCACGCCCGUCUCCCCCAAUUUCUCUGACCGCUUCAAGUGUUAGGCCGGGGGACCCCCUCCUCCCCAGCCUCGGAUGACUGGUUCACCCCUCCCCAACCGCCCCCCGCCGAAGCCCCGAGCCCUCCAGACCGUUCUUUUAUUCGGGCAGGGGGCUUUACUUCAAUAAAGACGUUCGAGAGAUUAAGGUGUGAGUGCGGCGUUGGGGGAGGCCCCCUCCCCGCCUCGCCAAGGCCGCUCCCCUCGUCUUCCUCCUCACUUUCGGGACCCCCCGGGAGGAGGUGGGACGUGGGGGGGACCCCCCAAGGCAGUGGGAGGUGCGGGGGCGGGGGGUCCCCCCAACCCUUCGACCAUCCACACUUCCUGCUCUUUCACAAGGCCGCAUUCUCUCCCCGCCACCUCUCGUCUUCAGCAUCAGUAAAAUUAAUUAAUAAUAA